Molecule: messenger RNA, 4670 nt
Organism: Phaedon cochleariae (mustard beetle)
Lineage: Eukaryota; Metazoa; Arthropoda; Insecta; Coleoptera; Chrysomelidae
Source: the annotation of a GenBank genome assembly
AUGAGAAUGCCUGUUAACGGGCAAAAUCAUGAGCCACCGAAGGAAGAGGAGCCGUUUGGGUUGGGCUGUGCAUUGGAAUACUUCGCUGAGCAUGAGGAAGUUUUCGGGAUGAUAGAUAACCUAACAAACAUCGCUGGUUCCGAAACUAAUGUGAUAGAAAAGGCAUAUGAAAAAUUCAAUUUCAUACUGAGUCAAUACAUUGAACAGCCCCAUUUGAUAGAUUCCCACAUAAAUGUGUUGCUGGAGAAAUUCAUUGUCAUUGUUCGAAGUAAUGAUAGUCCUAUGGAGUUGAAACAUCUAGCAUUCAAGUUCAUGUUUGUGGUUGUUAAUGUGAGGGGAUAUAAAGUGAUUGUGAGGCAUCUACCCCAUGAAGUAGGUGAUUUUGAACCUGUUUUACAAUUACUGGAAAGACAAGACCCUAGUGAUCCAGAAACAUGGACUACACGCUAUAUUCUGCUACUGUGGCUUUCUAUAAUUGUUAUCAUCCCAUUCCACAUGUCAAGAUUUGAUGGUUUUGAUAACAGUGAUGAAGAAAAAAAGACUGUUAUGGACAGGGUCUUGACUAUUAUCAAAACAUAUGCAGUUGUCUCUGAUAAGUGUAGAGAUGCUGCUGCUUAUUUAGCCCACAAAUUCAUCACAAGAAAUGAUGUCAAAGAAAAACACCUCUCAACAAUUCUGGAAUGGGUAAAAGAACUAAGUCUCUCAGAGAACAGUAAUGUUUUUGUCAAGUAUGGAACUCUAGCUUGUGUGGCUACAAUUCUGAAACAUGGAAAACGUGAGGACUUGUUACCAUAUGCAAGGAAUUUAUUGGAGUGGAUUGUCAAUGCAGAAUUCAGGAAAAACUCUGGCUCCAACAUCCAAAAGCUUGUCUACAAAAUCAUUCAGAGAAUUGGACUGACUUUUUUGCCUCCAAGAAUUGCCUCCUGGAGAUACAAAAGGGGCAAUAGAUCCUUGGCAGCAAAUUUAAGUUCUGGGGAUGGUUCUGUGGCUAGUGCCCCCAAAGAAUGCAAAGAGGAAGUGGAAAAUGAUGAGGAAAUUGAAGUUCCAGAUGAAGUUGAAGAUGUCAUUGAUCAGUUAAUAGAAGGAUUGAGGUGCUUAGAUGGAGUUGUAAGGUGGUCUGCAGCAAAAGGUAUUGGAAGAGUAACUGGUAGGUUACCUAAGGAAUUAGCUGAUGAUGUGGUGGGAUCAAUUUUGGAGACAUUCAGUCCCAGGGAAACAGACAGUGCUUGGCAUGGGGGUUGUCUUGCUCUUGCUGAACUAGGCAGAAGAGGCUUACUGCUGCCGGACCGUUUACCGCAAGUGGUACCAGUGGUGAUGAAAGCACUGGUCUACGACGAACCCAAAGGGUACGCCUCAGUGGGUUCUCACAUCAGGGACGCCGCUUGCUUUGUUUGUUGGGCGUUUUCCAGGGCGUAUGACAGCGAAGUUUUGGCCCCUCACGUCCAAGAGAUAUCCAGCAGUUUGCUGGUUGUCACUUGUUUUGACAAAGAGAUAAAUUGCAGACGAGCAGCCUCGGCAGCUUUCCAAGAAAACGUCGGCCGACAGGGUAACUUUCCUCACGGCAUCGAAAUCCUCACUGUCGCCGAUUUUUUCUCCGUCAGCGUCAGGAAUAGCGCUUACCUGACUAUCAGCACGUUCAUAGCGCAGUUCGAGCAAUACAGAAGGCCCUUGAUCGACCAUUUGCUCAAGAGGAAGGUCGAUCACUGGGAUACCAGCAUCAGAGAAUUGACAGCCAAAGCAUUUCACAAUUUGACACCGACGCUUCCUUCCUACUUGGUGGACACCGUAUUGCCUUCUCUAUUCGAAAAAUCGAUUUCCAUAGAUCUGAAUAGCCGACAUGGCUCAGUAUUGGCAAUCGGAGAGAUCCUCUAUGCCCUGUCUAAAAUAGCAAAGGAACGCAAUCAGACAAUUGACACUCUAUUGACGGAGGACCUGUUGACGAAAACGAAAAAUUUGGUACCGAUUUUUCGAGAGAGGCUUUACUUUAGAGGCUUAGGGGGAGAGCUGAUGAAGCAGGCUUGUUCUGAUUUCAUCGAGAAGUGUUCCUUAGCCGCCUUGCCUUUCCAUAAAGAUGAUGUUAUUGAGGACUGGCUUCAGUUGCUCACCGAGUGUUUCUCCUACGAGGUCGCUGUCAUCCGAGCGGCGGCUGUCAAAGCGCUGCCAACCUUACUAAGCGAAUACUAUGUGGCGAAACCUGACAGGUGCGACGCCAUCGUGAAAACGUUCAACGAGGAGCUGCUGUCGCACAGCAACGAGCACACCCGAAUGGGGUUCGGGCUGGCGUUGGGGUGCCUACCGAAAUUCGUUCUGCUGGGGAAUUUCGAUGAAGUGGUGUCUGCACUGAUGGAGGCCAGCAAAAUCACCCCCAAUACUGCGAAAUGGGCGGAAAGCAGAAGGGAUUCAGUCAAAGCUUUGUCUUCGGUGUCUAGGACGAUGGCCGAAAAUUUGGGGAAGGAAUUUAGUGAAGACCAUGUAGACAAAAUCUACGGUAUCCUGUUGGAAGGUCUGAAAGACUACACUCAAGAUAAAAGAGGGGACAUUGGGGCAUGGACCAGAGAAGCCUGCGUGCUAGGUCUGCAAACUUUGACGUUCCUGUUGAGCGAAAAUCGACCGGAGAUGUUGAACGAAGACCUGUUGAACAGAAUCUUAUCGGGAGUAGCGCAGCAGGCUGUGGAAAAAAUCGAUCGCACUAGGGCACUAGCUGGUAGAGUGUUCUACAGCAUUAUUUAUCAUGAUCCCCGUAUUCAGAACAUCGCACAUCAAGACGAUCUAUGUCGAAUUUUUCCCAAGGAAGAAUGCGAUCUUUUGAAUUGGAAUUCUGCAUCUUCAACCUUCCCUAAAUUCGUGCAGCUUGUUCAAUUGCCUUCAUACAGUUAUAACUUGAUGUUGGGGCUCGUUUGCAGUAUUGGAGGAAUGACUGAGAAUCUGGUGAAAAACUCCAGCUCUUCUCUAUUCGCAUACCUGAAAACGGUUGACGAAUCGAAAGGUUCUUCAGAGAUUCGAAGGAUUUGCGAUAUCGUAUUGAAACUGUUUACCGACCACCAGAAGGUCGAUCGGAUCACCAUACCGAUGUUCAGAUUCUUGGACAAAUUAUUCGAUUCCGGCUGUAUCGAUUGUAUGGUGAAAGAUAGCGAGACGGAAUUUUUCAAAAAAAUACUGAGGCUGAUACAAGCCGAGAUAUCGGCUUGCAAGGAUAUUUACAAGUUGAUCGACGGUAUAACUGUACUUUGUCAGUUGAUUCAGGCUUGGCCCUACUUUCUCCUGUUCAUGGUUUUGGAGAACGUUAUCUUAUGGUCGGAUAAGAAGCACGACGCAUAUAGACUCAACGAUGGUUUGACAAGUUUGUCCCAUGGAUUGAUACAACAUUCCGGAAAAUUGUUGUUUCGUGGUGGAGAAAGCUUCAUGUACUUCUAUUUAUACGAAAAGUUCCGCCUAGUCAACCUACCUUGGGACACUCCCUUAACUUGGUAUUUGGCUGCAGUCGGAGUUGAUUUUUGCUACUAUUGGGUACACAGAGCCUGUCAUGAGGUUCACAUUUUGUGGGCGCAACAUCAAGUCCAUCAUAGUUCUGAAGAAUUUAAUCUGGCUGUUGGUUUGAGGCAGUCUUUGGUACAAGGAUGGUGUGGAUUUAUCUUCUAUCUUCCAUUGGCUUUCUUUAUUCCACCAGCUCAUUUUAUAACGCACCAACAGUUCAAUUUGCUGUACCAAUUUUGGAUUCACACCAAAACGAUCACCACUCUGGGGCCUCUGGAGUACAUUUUCAAUACCCCUCAACAUCAUAGGGUCCAUCAUGGCAGCAAUAUUUACUGCUUGGACAAAAAUUACGGUGGGGUUUUCAUCAUUUGGGAUAGGAUUUUUGGAACGUUUGCUAGCGAAAAACAAGACGAAGAAAUCAUAUAUGGUCUCGUCUACAAUCAACCCUCUUUCAAUCCACUACACUUACAGACAUUUUACACUGAGUAUGUCAUUGAUAAAUUCAAGAGUAUGCAGAGUUGGCGUUACAAAUUGGCUGCCGUAUUUUAUGGGCCUAGUUGGCAACCUGGCAAACCUAGGUUGGGGCUUGAAGAAGAUAAAAUAAAGAUCGUAGCUAGAGAAAAAUAUGAUGUGAAGCUUCCAGUUUGGUGUGAUAUUUACCUGCUGGCUCAUUUUUGUGUUGUGGUUUAUGGAUUUCAACAACUUGCUGCUCAACACAUGAGUAUGAAUCCGUUUUCAGUGUUGGCCUUCGUGAUCUACAUCAUAGCAUCGCUGACCACCAUCGGGAUGUUAUUCGACAACUGUCCCUACGCAUGCGCGUUCGAGCUGCUCCGAUGCACGCUAUUGGUCACCGCCAUCCAGAGGAUGGGCUUUCCGGACAUAGAUGGCGCUGUUCUCUUUUCCGUCGAGGUGUUUUUCAUGGUUUCUGGAUUCUUCUGGUUCCUGCAGACCAUCAAGGUUCUGCAGAUUUCGACUAAGUUGAAGUCGGUGUGAGGGGGUGGGUUAGUUUGUCGACUGACAGUGAUUCUGAUUUGUGAUAGAUACAUGUGAUUUAGUGUAAGUUGUUUUGAAAUGAGUGAAUUGAAGGGAUCUUUGAUUUUCUUGUGGAAGAUAUUGUGAAUAUUGUACAUAAUUAUACUUUAUUUUGGUUGUUAUAUAACUUAUUGAACUAUGAAUAAUAAUACAUGAUAUUGAAU